AUGCAUGACCCUUACACCUAAGCGCAAUAGAUACUAUAACUUCCUAAAAUUCAGAUUUUUGAAGAAUUAGACCAAGGAACUAAUGAAAUGUCAAGAGCCAUUUAAUUGAAAAUGUUGGGAAUGGAUAGAUUAUGCAUUAAAACUGACAGUUCUUUUGAGAGAUAACCAAGAAGUGGAAGUGAUGGAGAUAACUCAAAAGAUGAAGUUAAAAUUAUAAAACCAAUAAAAGCAGAAGAAAAAAUACCAAAAAAAACAAUUAAACCAAUAACUAGAAUCUGGGACAAACAAAUCGAAUUUAGAAGAAGUCAAUAGAAAAUGGAAAGGAAAAAUGAAUAGCAACUGCAGCUUAACGUGGAACACAGCGAUCAAUCUUCAUUUGAAAAUCAAGAUUCAAUUAAUGAUGGAAAUCUAGACCUAAAUCGAAUCAAAUAGAAGAGAAAUAGAGAAUCCGCAAGAUAUUCAAGAGAUCGUAAGAAGAUCUAUUUCGAACUAUUGGAGAAUAGAGUCAAAGACUUGGAGGAGGAAAAUGAUAAAUUGAGAGAACAAUGUAUCAAGUUGCAAAAAUGCAUUGAAACCCAUAACAAAUAAUAAGAGAAGUUAAGCAUAAAAUUAUUUGAAAGAUUAGAAGAGUGUAUCACACACCAGAAAGAUGAAACUGAAAUAGAAAUUCUUUUGGAUGCAUUGAAACUCAGAACAUCUUCCAAUAAAUAGGAGAGAUUUGACUCCACAAAAUCACAUGCUUUUUCUAUUUUAGAUGCCACUUUACCGUUGAAAACUAAACAUUUGUUCACUAUUCUUGAUGAUAGAGAUUUCUUUUCAUAAAGUUAGAAAAAUUGUUUAGAAUUUCUAAAUGAUAUUUUCAUUAUGAGUGAAAUAAACUCAGACAAUUUACAAUUGAAUGAAAGAAUUAAAAUUAAGAUGGGAUAAUCUAAAUAAAAUAUAUUUGAGUAAGUUUCUAUUUUUAAUUAGUUCGUUUAAGAAAAUUAAAUAAGAAAUUAAAAUAAUUUCAAGCGAAGCUUCCAAAUAGAUUUAUUGUGGGAAUAGCUGAAAGAAAAUAUAAAGCCAAAAAUAUUAGCCUAACUUUUGUUAGCCUUACAUCAUGUAUUUAUCAGAUAUUCUAUAGUCUGA
Paramecium tetraurelia is the source of this 1128-nucleotide messenger RNA. RefSeq lists its product as uncharacterized. The record is from RefSeq and is a predicted model, not a curated record. Gene Ontology annotation, biological process: regulation of DNA-templated transcription. Gene Ontology annotation, molecular function: DNA-binding transcription factor activity. NCBI's taxonomy places the organism in Eukaryota, Ciliophora, Oligohymenophorea, Peniculida, Parameciidae. The transcript is spliced from 4 exons.